AUGGGUCACCAACAGCUGUACUGGAGCCACCCGCGAAAAUUUGGCCGGGGUUCUCGCUCUUGUCGCGUUUGCUCAAACCAGCACGGUCUGAUCUGGAAAUACAGCCUCAAGAUGUGCAGCCAGUGUUUCCGUCAGUAUGCGAAGGAUAUCGGUUUCAUUAAGUUGAACUAA
Messenger RNA from Pongo pygmaeus (Bornean orangutan), 171 nucleotides. RefSeq names its product small ribosomal subunit protein uS14-like. The record is from RefSeq and is a predicted model, not a curated record. Bases 1 to 171 code for a protein of 56 amino acids. Gene Ontology annotation, cellular component: cytosolic small ribosomal subunit; ribosome. Lineage: Eukaryota; Metazoa; Chordata; Mammalia; Primates; Hominidae. Gene Ontology annotation, biological process: cytoplasmic translation. Gene Ontology annotation, molecular function: structural constituent of ribosome; zinc ion binding. The transcript has a single exon.